ACUAAGGGCUCUAGGGCGUAAGGGGUCACUCCACGCUAAGGGCGCCUGGGGGGCGUCGUUCCGCUCCCCCCGCCAGGGCUAGAGGAGGCGCCCCGCCCCGGCCGGGCUGAGGCGGGGCCGGUCUUGCCAAGCCGCGGAAGCCUCCAGGGCGGGACUCGGCGGCCAGGGAGCCGCAGGGGCGGCGAUGAGGUCCCGCGGCGGGAGGAGUCCGCUGCCCCGGGCGGCGAUGCCAGGAUAGCGCAGCCGGUGCCAUGGUGCGGGCAGCGGCCCCAGCGCUCGGGCUCCUCCUCCUGCGGCUGCUGCAGCUUCUCUCGCUCCCCGCCGCCCGCAGCGGCCCGCCCGGCGACCUCCUGUACAUCUCUGAGUAUUUUUCUCAGAGUGCCCAGAAGCUGUCCUUCUACAGCUGGUAUGGGAACGCCAAACUCUUCCGCUUCCAGGUCCCGGAGGACACGAUUCUGCUGCGCUGGCUCCUGCAGGCAUCCAAGGGGAAAGGACCUGAGUGCACCAGUACGGAGAUCACCAUCCACUUCAGUUACGGAGCCCCUCCCGUCAUUAACCCACUGGGCACUCAGUUUCCCUCAAAUACGACUGUCCGCCCAUCCUACAACUUAACCAUGACUCUGAGCGUCACUCUGCAGAACAGCACCUUUGUGAACAUCACCACCCCAGCUGCCGGAGACUGGUUCAUUGCUGCGCACCUGCCUCAGGCUGCAGGCAAGAUCGAAGUGAAGGGUUUCUCCACUCCCUGCGCCUAUAUAUUCCAGCCGGACAUGUUUGUGCUGAGAUUUGUUGAUGUCCCUGUCCUGCAGCCGGACACUCCCCUGCAGCAAACCAUUGCCUCUCCUGCUAGGCCACUGCAUGUCAAGAUCUUCAUCCCUGAGUACACUGCCACGAUGCAGUUCACACUGCGGAGCUGUGUGGUGAACAGCACAAAGGCAUGUGCCAUCCGGGUCGUGCUGGGCUCCAUCAUGCUGCCACAGUCCUUCCAGAAAACCCUCAGCUGCAAGGGGACAGCGGAUUGCAGCCUGGUCCUCCAUUCGCCCCCAUGGGAGAAGUGGCUGCAGAUCAUGGCAGAGAAUCUGGGCACCGCCAACGCCAGCGUCUCCUUUGAAAUGAUUGCUUCCUUCACAGCUUGCAAGCCGGGGAGCACCAAUUCAUUCCUUAACUUCUACAGCAGCCUGAAUCAGAACCAGAGCACUCCAGCCCUGGGUGGGGGUCGCAAUGCCAGCACCCUGGGAAUGUUGGGGAACACCACUCUACCCGCAGUGGGUGCUGGAAACAAUGUGUCCAACCCGGGGACCUUCUGCCUUCAGAGUCAGCCUGUCAUCCGUGAGGACCUGGACAUUGCCUCUGUGAGGUUCAGAGUUAUAAAUGGGCCCAGCAUUCCUGUUCACUCUGAAUUCCCCACGCUUCUCCUCUUGAAUUUGAAUACUGGCAUGGACAGUGGAGGCACCCUGGUGGUGAACCUGCUGCUGAAUGAGACUUCCCUGAGCAUAGGCAAUGCUAGCGUGUUCGCGUGCGUGAGUGCUGCUUCUCCAGUGCUGACCCUCAACACCACACGGAACUGCAGCACAGCUUUUUUCCAGGGCUACCCUCUGAAGGUGAAUGCGUCCUCCACAGAAGCAACACUGAUUAUUCCCUAUCCAGAGACUGACAACUGGUUCCUUUCCCUGCAGCUCAUCUGCCCAUGGGGUCAGGGGGAAUGUAACAAAGUGAAAGCCAAAGUGACCGUCUCCAUAUACCUCACCCCCUGCUUCGACGACUGUGGGACAUAUGGACAGUGCGGUCUUCUGAGAAGACAUGGCUACCUCUAUGCAGGCUGCAGCUGUAAAGCUGGUUGGGGUGGAUGGAGCUGCACUGAUAACACUAAAGCCCAGUCUGUUGGCUCACAGAAUCUGGCCACCCUUUUGCUCACGCUCAGUAACCUCAUGUUCCUGCCAGCCAUUGCAAUUGCUCUGUAUCACUACUACCUGGUGGAGGCUUCUGUUUACACCUACACCAUGUUCUUCUCCACGUUCUACCAUGCGUGUGACCAGCCAGGAGUCGCUGUGAUGUGCAUCAUGGAUUACGACACUCUGCAGUACUGCGACUUCCUGGGCUCCGUAGUCGCCAUUUGGGUGACUAUCCUGUGUAUGGCCCGAGUGAAGAAAAUCUUAAAAUACGUUCUCUUUGUGCUGGGGACCCUGUUAAUUGCCAUGUCCCUGCAGCUGGACCGCAGAGGGAUUUGGAACAUGAUGGGCCCCUGUCUUUUUGCUCUCAUCAUCAUGAUCAUGGCAUGGGUCUACCAUGGAGUGAAGCGCCGCCAUUGCUACCCCACCUCAUGGAAGCGCUGGGUUUUCUACCUCAUUCCAGGGAUCACCUUGGCUUUCGUUGCCAUCUCAGUGUAUGCAUUCAUGGAAACCAAUGACAACUACUAUUACACGCACAGCAUCUGGCACAUCCUGGUGGCCAGCAGCGUGGCUUUCCUACUCCCACCUCAUGACAAGCAUAAGAAGCCCUGGGCCUGGUCACAGAAGCUCAUCUGUCGCUAUCAGAUAUGCAAAAAUGACCGCGAGGAGCUCUAUGUGGUGACCUGAGUCAGGCUGGCGUGCAGGGCUACAGGCCAGUGGGAUGGAGGACUUGCUUGGGCCCCUCUUCUUCAGAUGAGUGAGAACUGCCACCUGUGCAUGCUCAGAACUCAGUAAUGCACUUGUUGGCUAGCCAGGGCAGCACAAUGGCUGGGCCUCUGCCUCUGGGGAAAAUGGUGACAAGUCCCCACACCCUUCCACGGGAUAGGGAGAGGCUUCUAAUGUUUUUUUUUGUAAAGAAAGGAAUAGCCUGCAUCCACAUGCCACCAAAAAGAUGAGAGCUCCAUUCCCUUCUGGCCAUGGCAGCUGGUCUGGGGCUCACUGUUACCUACCAUAGUGAGGGCUCUGGCACCAGAGCUCCUCUCCAGAUGCCAACUCCUCGCAGAGGACUCCAGGAUGGUGCCUGGCUUUGUUUCCACUAGGAGUUCUUGUGGUCUCACCUCGCUUUGCCAUGGAAAGGGCAACUACCCCAGCUGUGCAUGAGCUGGAGCUGGUGGCCUCCUUCAGCAAGACAUGUCUCUCUCAUCUUGGCAUUACUGGGAAGCUGCCCAUCCCAAAGCAAAACUAUGGAAAUAGAGGCACACUGUGUCCAUGUGUUCUAGAAUUAGCUGCCCCUUUCUCCAUCUGCAUAAUAUGCUCAAUGGUUUGAGUCCAUCACAUCCUGCUUUGCAUUAGGGGAAUAAUAACUGAUGUGGAAAUUCUGCCACUGAAGAACUAAACCCCAGAUCAGGUUACUGUUUUCACUCCUGUUCCUAUCAAGUGUCAGGUAGCAGCUGCUGGAGUUUGUUUAAAUGCCCUUGGCGGCUAUAGCAGUUCUUGUGAUUGGAGUAAGUAGUUGAGAGAACAUAGAUGAGUCCUGGAUAGGGGGUCUGUCUUACGAAGAGCGUGCAGAAUGAGACUGUAAUGUCCCAUGUAUUGGAUAGUUGUGUCUUGUUGAACAUGGCAGGACAAAUUUUCAACCUGGCCUUAACUAGGCCUCCCUUUCCACAGGUUGAAUUAUUUGCAUCCACAGCUGAGAUCAUGCCCAGGGACGUCCUUACCCAUACACAAAGUAACAGCUGCGUAGGGCACCAGGAAAUUUCCUGGUGCCCUGCGCAGCUACGUGCUGCUCUAGCCCCUGCUCCAGCUCUUCCCCAGGGCCCCUGCCCCUGUUCCGCCCCUUUCCUGCCCCACCCCCACUCCCCUGAGGACUCCAGAAGCAGUCGGGUCUGCACUCACUGGUAAGUAGAGCAACUUGGCCCCAGCCUGCUCCACUCCCCUGGCUCCCAGCCACACUGCCAGCGAGUGCUGGGGAGCAGUUUCCCCCUCCCCCCAAGUCUGGGAGCCAGGGGAGCAGAGCAGGCUGGGGCCGGGUCACUCCACUUCCCGCAGGAGGUGGCCAUCCCCCUUCCCCCCCUCCGCGGAGGCCUGGAGCGGGGCCCCACACAGCCCCCCUGGGGCCGCCCCCCCCCCGGUCUUCCCCAUGGAGGCCUGGGGCCCACACAGCCCCACCGCGGGGGGCUGCAUAGGGCACCAAAAUAGCUAGGGACUCCCCUGAUCAUGCCGAUGUCAAAGUGCACGUACCAACCAGGGGAUCAGACACCUCAGCAAACUAAACUGCAGGGGCAAAAUUGCAACUGCAACUAUUUGUGUGCAAUUUGUGUCACGCAAAAGGAGGUCAGUGCCUGAACAUCUGGCCUGGUGGGUGUUCAACAUAUGCGACCUCUGGCUUUUCCCUCAGGGAUGCUGACUAUUUCAUACUUAGGUCUGAUGUGAGUAGAGUGUUGUAUACAAUAUGGAGUCUGACUGCUAUUUGACAUCAAGGAUCCUUCCUUCAUGAUGAUCAGCUGCAGAGGAAGACAGCAAAGACUCUGUUUAAAACAUGUGGUUGGGAGAAGGGAAGUGAGUAAGAGCUGUUAAUUAAGGGCACUUUCUCUGGGUAAGAUUAUUUGGCUUUUGAAAAGUAGCCCAGCAUUUUGCCAGCUGCUUACAGUCUCAAACUUUACCCUUCUCUAGCAACUAAUCUAGACACCAGCUAACUUAAAGUUCCAACAAACUCUCUUCGGGGGGCUGGACUAGGUUUGGUGCAGGUAAAUCUGGGGAAGACCUGCAAGCUGAUUUGACCUGCAUCUUGCUCCUGGAGUAGAAGCAGAGAUGAGAACUUCACAUUGGUUGCCGUAUUUCUUUACAAAUUAAUUUUUUCAAACAGAUAUACAGAUUAGCAAAUAACACUCAUUGUACCUAGAUGAAAAAGCCACUGAUGGAAGGAAAAAAAUGGUUAUGGCUGCAGGCUGUUUAGAAACACUUGUAUCUCUUCACUCCGUGCUACAGGUAAUGUGAAUUUAUAUGGAAUGCUGAGCAGUAACACUAAGUGUUGUGGUAGUCUGACUUCUUAGUUGUUCCAAGCAACAUGAAGACAGGAUUUUUAUAUUGAUAUGUAAUGUCCCAAAUCCACCGGCCUUUGUUGUUCUGCUAUAGGCUUGGAUUUCUGUCUUAGUGUUCCUUUCACUUCCUGUAGCAAGGCUCUUGUUUUGUACGGCCUUGGAGCAGGAUUUCAAACACUCUGGGAUUCCUAUAACUUAAUCACCAGUUUUUAGCACUUUCCCUUCAGUUGUAAUCUGAGCACUUGGCCUUAGAGUAUUGUAAUACAUUGUUUGCAACUCUUUCAUACAUAGAAUGCUGCAUUUGCAGCUUUGAUGCUGCAUAUUAACUAGAUGGAGCAAUAAUACUCUAAUUUAUGCCUUUUUAAUAUAGUUUUCAAUGCUGUGAAGCACAUUGAGCUUUGGGAUGGGUGAGGGGGAUAAAUCCCUGUAAUUAUUUUGCUAGUCUUAUUCCUCUUCACCCCCAACACUAUGAUGGAAAAGAAUUAUCUUGUAUAAUUUUACUGGGAGAAAUAAAUAUUUUGUCAAUUACCUCGGGUAGAAUUUGAGCAGAUGCCAAUAUUUAAAUACUUGAUUUUUUUGCUGUAAUAUUUGUGGUUUAAUUUUAUUUUAUAUAAUGAAUUUUAAAGCUUCCUGUUUUUAUAAUUUAAUAAAUGUAAUUGUACUUGAAAUCAUCCAAUCUGCAAUAGCACUUUCUGGAAUGGGAUUUUAUAUUUGUAUGUCUAAGGCAAGAAAUCAAAUAAAAAGCAAAACAAAG
Molecule: messenger RNA, 5684 nt
Organism: Gopherus flavomarginatus (Mexican gopher tortoise)
Lineage: Eukaryota; Metazoa; Chordata; Testudines; Testudinidae
Gene: PGAP6
Product: post-GPI attachment to proteins 6
Exons: 13
Coding region: 252-2576 (774 amino acids)
Cellular component (GO): plasma membrane
Source: RefSeq, a predicted model, not a curated record